AUGGAGGUGGACGCUACGGACCCCGCGGGGCCUGUGGACGUCGAUGCGCUGACCGAUGUAGCGAUCCGGCUGCGGCUCGUCGAUGAAGGACAAAUUAGAUUGAAUCCAACGUACCAGCGGGAGCUCAUGCGUUUCUUACACGGGCUGCUGACGAGCUCGGAGGAGACGGUGCAGCAACAGCCCGCGCAGCAGCAGGCAGUCGCCGCGGCCCUUCAUCACCAAAUCUCAGAACUGUGUGUAAAAAACACAGACAUGUUUGUGCGUGCACAGACGUCGUUCGAUGAGAUGCCAGGUGUUUUGGCGCGUGCAGAUCAGUACCUGACCUCGGUGACGGACUCGCACAUGCCCCGACUGAGCAAGGCCGCGGCCGCUUUUGCGACAGAAGCGCAGCAGGCACUGGCCAUUCGCCAUGUCGUAUUGGAAGUGAAAAAUGCACACAGGGAAGGUGUCCUGGAUAUACUCCGUGUUUCCUCCUAUGUGCGCCGCUAUGUGUCGCAGGGGCAAUAUGAGCCGGCUCUUCAGCUCCUGUGCCACUUUGUGGGGGUACUUCCGUCGGCAGCAUCACCCACAUCCAAGCUGCUCCGCGAAGAUCUGUUUCACGCGAUUGAAUAUACAGAGCGCGUGCUCGUCCAGGCGUUGUGUGAUGCACCGAUCCAGCUGGCCCAGGCGCGCCACAUGGCUUCGCUCUUGUACCGCACCGUGCAGAUCGCUCAGGGACCUUAUCGCGACACGAGUGUAGACCUGCGUGCCUCGGAUGUGUGCUUUCAUAUGCUCCAUGCGAGUAUGCAGCGCGUCAGGGCGAGUCUGUCGUUGACCCAAGGCAUCCUAUCCGUUAUGGACACAUGGAAAGAAUUGGUGCUUUCAACGUGCCGCGUUGCACUCUCUUUGUUUGUGGACGACCCGGUCGAGGGUAGUCAAGCGGAUCCUGCGUGUGGCCUUCUGAUGGGCUCGUUUGUGACGCACGCCACAGACCUGCUCUAUGCGUGCUUGUCUUCCUAUUUGUACACGACUACGCAUCACCUCCCAGGCCCUCCGAGUCGCUGGGCUUCGGUAGCCGAGCACCUGGACGCCGUACACACCAGGCUGUGCACCGUGUCCGACAGCCUUGCGGACGUGGGCGCCUCUUUGGCACUGGAGCUGCUACCCUACCAGGGCGAUCCCUCGUCGCCUCUUAGUGCCUGGGACCAUGCCGCCCUGGCCUUGUGGACGGGCGCCCUCUCGGCUAUCGAUUGGGACCGGCACGAGGCGCCACCGGCGCCGCCCAAGGGGUGCGAGGCAGCCCACACUGUGCCGGCUGCCAUAUUGUCGUUCCCCACACUCGCACAGGGGGCCGCCCAGCUGGUCACAGCGCUCAAUACCCUGCGACACUUUGCGCCACGCCGCAUCCAGAAACCCGCCGUGCAGGCACUUGCUGAGCACCUUGCACAGCAUAUACCGGCGCCAGAUGACGCACGCACCUGUUUUGUUGAUGUGGUUGCACCAUGGGCCGCCUCAGCCCUCGUAAAGGGCGUGCUGGACGACAGCCAAGAUGCACAGUCCGCACUGAGCGCCUGCCCGGCCUGGGUCGCAUUCACGCAUACGACUCAAGGUCCAGCGUGA
This is a messenger RNA of Malassezia sympodialis ATCC 42132, 1599 nucleotides long. RefSeq lists its product as uncharacterized. Lineage: Eukaryota; Fungi; Basidiomycota; Malasseziomycetes; Malasseziales; Malasseziaceae. Gene Ontology annotation, biological process: intra-Golgi vesicle-mediated transport. Gene Ontology annotation, cellular component: COG complex. The record is from RefSeq and is a predicted model, not a curated record.